AUGCCGUGGUGGCAGUGGCGCCGCGAGGCCGAGGAGGCUGCAGCCAAGCAGCAGGAGGCGGAGGCGGCCAUGGCAGCAAUAUUCGCUCCUUCGCACGCCGCCGUAAAAAAGGCAUCCAGCACUGAUAGCUCCAUCCUGCGACUAUCUGGAGUGCGUCUGUUCAAGGAGGGGGAGGAGGAAGCGAAGAGGGGAGAGUUGGCAGCUGUCAGUGGUCCUGUUGCUGUUGCAACCCAGGCAAAGAUGGCUGAGAAAGUAAAUAUCGGUGCCGGUAUUUCUUCCAACAGGAGCGAAGAGACGAAGGAAACACCGAGUUGGCGUUCACUGCCGCCGAGUCCUAUAUUGGGCUACACGCUGCGAGAGGAGGGGCUUGUCGAUGACCUUGUGAAUCCCCCGAAGACUCUCUCGGCCCGGGACGUGAAAUCCCUGAUUGUCGAGCUUUCCUCCAUUGAGCAGCAGGCGAAGUACUCUGUUGACACACAGUUCCCGCAGCAGGUGCAUAAUAAGGGACGACGCAGCAUGGAGCUUGUCAUCAGCCCGUGUCUUUUCAUGAGCGGUCUGUACCUGAUGCUCUGGAAGGCGCCGCGUUUGUACUUUGGCGCUUCUCCUCGGGGUAGUAUUGUUUUCACGCGGGCCCUCGCACUGAUGCGGUGGUACCUUCCCGAGGUGGAAAAGGAAAGGCUGGCGCGGAAUAACCGUAGGCUGUUUCAGGCGACAAAUGCGCGGGUCACGUUGUCUUUCCUUACCGGUUGUGGUCUGACGAUGAUUGCGGUCGCAACGCGACCACCACUCGAUGUGGUCGAUGUUGGCCCCGAUGUGGAGGUUGGCAAACAAUCUGUUGGCCUCCAGCAGCACUCGGAGGCCGCCCUGCGGUGGCUGUGGUUCGUGUACUACCACCAUCCAGUGUACCGGUCACUCGCUAAAGGAGUGCGCCCGCCCAUUCUCCAGGGAGGAGACCCGAGAUGCUGA
Molecule: messenger RNA, 966 nt
Organism: Trypanosoma grayi
Lineage: Eukaryota; Euglenozoa; Kinetoplastea; Trypanosomatida; Trypanosomatidae
Exons: 1
Coding region: 1-966 (321 amino acids)
Source: RefSeq, a predicted model, not a curated record